CUUAUAACCAAAAUCACUUCCUUCCAUUUAACAUUUGGAAGUGAUUCACUGUGGCACCAAUUAAAAAAGCAGAAAAAGAGAGAGACGCUAUUUAAAUUGGAUUGCCCUUGUGUAGCCCAUCACCCUCGUGACCAUGACCUCUCACUUCUCUCGUGUAUGAUUGAACACCACCAUCACUGUUGCUGUUACUUUUUCCUUUUUAACGUUUCCUUCCUUUCCAAUUCAGCAAUCAUCCCGUUCCCCAAAAGAACAUAGCAGUUCCCAAACAAAAAAGGGUCUGAUUGCUUCUGACAAGUCCCUUUAAGCAGUUUGUUGGUAUUAUCUUCUUUUUAUUUUUGCAGCUACCAAUUUGCCUCAAAUGGGGAGGCACUCUUGCUGUUACAAGCAGAAGCUAAGGAAAGGCUUGUGGUCUCCAGAAGAAGAUGAGAAGCUUGUUAGACAUAUCACCAAGUACGGGCAUGGUUGCUGGAGCUCUGUGCCUAAACUAGCUGGAUUGCAGAGGUGUGGGAAGAGUUGUAGAUUGAGGUGGAUCAAUUACUUGAGGCCUGACUUGAAGAGAGGUACAUUCUCACAACAAGAGGAGGACUUGAUAAUUGAGCUACAUGCUGUUCUUGGAAACAGGUGGUCUCAAAUUGCAUCACGCUUACCAGGAAGAACAGACAAUGAGAUAAAGAACCUGUGGAACUCCAGCAUCAAGAAGAAGCUCAUUCACAAAGGCAUUGACCCCAACACUCACAAGCCGCUUUCGGAGGUUAAGAACGGAAGAGAAGGCGAGAAGACGCCGAAAGCAGAAAAUUUCGGCGACGGAACCUCAGGAGGGUUUAGUUCUGUGCACUAUCUCAAAGUCGACACUCACAAGUCAGUGGAAAGAAAGCCAAUUUCACCAAAUGCGGAGCCAUAUUCACUCACUGGUUCUUUAAGCUUGAAAAUUCACCACCCGUACGCCGGUAAGUCGAUCAACCCCGCACCUGCAAGAAAAUUGUUUGCAGAAAAGUUCGCGGACCUCGGCAAGAAGAUCCCAGUCGAACCGACCCAUAUUUUCCCUUUCCAGCAACUAAACUAUGGUUCAGGUGCUGAACAUUCAUUUGAUCCAUAUCUGACCCACAACCUCAUGCUUUCUGAUUCGAAGUCCACCUUCCACUCCACUUCAGCACCUGCCAUUUUACCAGAGUCUCACGGUUUUAGCUCAUUGACUGCACAACCCCAAGAGAGCUUGAAGCCCCAUUUCAGCCUCUUCUCCAAUGGGAAGAUCAGAAACAGUGAACUGCAGAGCAACCCUUUCCCUUGGGACUUGCAUGCUGAGAAAGAAGAAGAGCAAACCCACCAACCCAAUUUCAGUGGCAACGAAUCAGAGGACUUGAAAUGGUCAGACUAUCUGAACAUGCCAUUCCUGAUUGCCAACGCAGUGCAGGGUCAAGAAAAGCAGGCUCCACCAAAUGGGGUUGUGUCAGAGGCAAGAUUCAUCUCAGAGUUGUCCUGUGCUGAAGGGAAUAACCAGCAGCAAGAACUGCCCUCACGGGGUUCAGAUAUUUACUGCAAGGGUAUCAGGAGAUUAGCUGCAGCCUUUGGGAAUUACUAGAUUUGUAAUUAACUUGCGUAGUCAAUGUAGCUUGACAGAUUUUUAAUUUGGGGUGACAAAUGUGAAAUAAGAGGCUUCGUUGGCUGACCAUUCCUCAGGA
This is a messenger RNA of Syzygium oleosum, 1679 nucleotides long. Its product is annotated as transcription factor MYB61-like. Gene Ontology annotation, biological process: regulation of stomatal movement. Lineage: Eukaryota; Viridiplantae; Streptophyta; Magnoliopsida; Myrtales; Myrtaceae. The record is from RefSeq and is a predicted model, not a curated record. Bases 359 to 1579 code for a protein of 406 amino acids. The transcript has 3 exons.